Messenger RNA from Aspergillus melleus, 393 nucleotides. Its product is annotated as hydrophobin family protein. NCBI's taxonomy places the organism in Eukaryota, Fungi, Ascomycota, Eurotiomycetes, Eurotiales, Aspergillaceae. The record is from RefSeq and is a predicted model, not a curated record. Gene Ontology annotation, cellular component: fungal-type cell wall. The transcript has 3 exons. Gene Ontology annotation, molecular function: structural constituent of cell wall. The coding region runs from base 1 to 393 and encodes 130 amino acids.
AUGAAGCUCAUCACCGUCAUCUCCUUCCUCGCCGCCAGCGGCGUCAUGGUCUCUGCGUACCCUUCCACCCCAAGCGAAGAGGAACUGCAGGACAGAGUGAGGGAGAUUGUCGCCUCCGGCAAACUCCAGGGUGUCGAGAAUGUCGAGCACAACAAGAGAGCUCCUGGCGACUGCCUCCAGCCUACCUUAUGCUGCCCCAGCUUGACCACCCCUGUCGAUCCCCUCUUAGAUUCUGUCUUGAACCCCGUCGGUGUCAGUGCUUCUAACAUUGUCGGCUCGGUCGGUCUUCUCUGCCACCCUUACGAUGCUUCCUGCGCCCGCCCGGCUCAGUGCUGCGAUCAGGUCAACGUCUUGUCAGGUACCGUUGCUCUUGGCUGCCAGAAUCAGCGCUAA